UCUGCUGUGACCAGCCAUAAAUCUCUUAUCUUUCUCCUCCUCUGGAAAACGCUGUUCAGUCUCUUUAAAACAGAGCAGAUAAGUUUGCUGCUGAACAACACUAGAGUAUAUUAAGACCUCGGAAAGCCCUGUGUUCCGGACUUGGACUUAUAAUCAGCGCUGUUAUGGAUGGACCCUGGAUCAGGAUCUGCUCUUUGACGCUCACCACAGUUUUCCUUCAAGAAGUAGCAGCUCUGAACCUGAGGAACGAGCUUUUGGGAAAGUGUGUGCAAGUUCAGGAUGUAGAAGGCAACGGAAAAUUGACUUUGGACGAGUGUAAACCAGGUUCUGCCUUUCAAGAAUGGCAGUGGAACCCUAUGACACGCUCCUUGAGAAACCCAAACACAGGAAAAUGCUUGAGAGCUCACAAGAUCCAAGAUCAGGGAACAGUGGGUCUGUUAGAAUGCAGAGCCGAAGAUAAUGAGACUCAGGUCUGGAGUUGCUCAAAAAAGGGCCAUCUCACAUUGUAUGGAAAGGGCUUCCAUUUGAGUGUGCGCCAUGACUCCUCUGAUAUCUUCCUUUCCACGGAGCGAGGGAAAAGUACCAAGUGGAAGACACUGAAUGAGCGAAUGGUGUGUGAGGAACCACAGAAAAAGCCUGAGAAGAUGGAACCAAAAAUUAUUGCUAAAAUUCGCCUGUGGCAGCCUCAAGUAAAUCUGGAAUUGGAUGCUCCAAAACCUACAGAGCCUUUACACUUUACCACUGCAUUUUCUCACUCAAACAGUAGCACUGAUUUGGGGGAACCUGGUAUAUUUGUGUACGGAAUGGAAUGGAAGGUGACCAUGCUGGUCCUGAGCUCCCUUGCCCUCAUCACUGGGAUGGUCAUCCUCUUUCUUAACAUCUAUCAAAAUAGCCGGAGGAAAACUGUUGUGGUUCUUAAGUCAUACACAUCCAAUAAUGAAGCCAGUCAGCCCGGCUCACCGGUGUCCAGUGAAAAAGCUCCCCUCACCAAACAUCCCAUGAAACCACCUCGUUCUCCGUCCAUUCAGCGUGGAGAGAUCCUGAUUGAAUGGAAGGACGGCACUGUUACUCCACUAUUUGACACCUACCAAACCUCCUAAGGUGCCACCCAAGGCAUGGAGGCUUUUUGCACCGUGAAUGCUGCUAUACUCCAAAAGCUGUUAUAUGAACCAUUUUUUCUGCUUUUCACACUAAUGCAUUGUGCAGCUCUUAAGAAUGUACAGCUAUUGAUGUUCCUUCAUGCAUAGUAUUAUUAGGUUGCAUAAUGCAUGACUGCUGCCCACAGAAAUUGUAAAAACAAUCAUAAUGACUGAUCUUCUCAAUUAGAAAAACAUUUAUCUCUCAUCUUCCAUUUCAAAAUGUUAAAAGCGUAAUCAGUUGGUGUUAGGGUGAAAAUGCAUAAAUGGGUCUGUGACCAGUGUUUAGAUGUGUUUUUUAUUGUGUGGGAAAGAGUUUUGCAGUUCACAACAGAAGACGUUACUCUACAGCAUAAUUAAAAAAGGUUUCAGGAAAAAACAAUUUUGUUAUGAUACUGUUAUGUUAGGGAGUUUCCAUGGCAUCCACCUCUGCACAAAAAUGGCUAAAACAAUGAAAUUCUUAAGUAAGCAGCAAACUUCUGUGCCAAAUUUCUGUACAUAAUUUGCGGAAGCAAUUAAGCAAACAGGGAUUAAACAAGUCACACCAGAGUGGUGCAAAAGUCUUUUUGACUUGAAGAUUAAAGGACUUUAUACUAAAUAUUGACUGUUGUAUAGCAAUCUCAUGGCAAGAAAUAACAAAUUAUUCUUAAUAACUUGAUUUUUAAAUAGAGAAUUUUUUUUACAUUUGACAACCACUGUAGAUCAAGGGAUGAGAUGCUACAUGAUUAAGCAGUGCUAGGAAACGUAAACAGAAACGAAUUCCUGAAGAGAAAAAAAAAACAGCUUGUGUGCAUGAGGGAUUUGUUUUGCCUGAUCAGCUGUGUACAAGUCCGAACACGCACCGAAGCAUAAAUUACUAAACAAGUGAUUCUAGUUAGGGUUAAUGCAAAGAGUUUUACUUCUUCAGGCGUACAAAUCUGCACCAGUUCCAACCUGCCAUGCUGCAGCGCUUUUGUCUCAAUUAUAAAUUAGACUAGGUGUAGCCACUCUGUUAGGGAGUUAACAUGCAGACCUUUUGUGUUAGUGUGAGAAACUGAUCCAAGCUAAAACCACUGGCUCUUAUAUUUCAGAAUGUAGUAAAUAUUAAUACUAAGCCUAUGUGUCAGCGUGUUAUUUUUCUCUACAUUAAAUUUACUGUAUUGAACAUGUUCUUGCUUGUGUCUUUAAAACUUAUCUUUCAAAAACAAAUCAGUCUAUUAUGUCUCUUUUUAAAGCCUAAUUCCUCCUUUAUUGUACUGAUCUUUAUAAAUACAGAACUUUUUCAUCCAACUGCAUGACUUCUUGGUGUCCAAUUGCGAAGUUAUAGUUUAUUUUUAUUUGGAUUUUUUUUUUGUGUGUUUCAUUUGCUCUGUAUGCACAAGAGUUGAAUCUGACUAGUUGGAAAAGUUGAUACCUACCCGGUAUCAGUAUUGAGUUUAAGUGUUCUAUAAACGGAAAAACUGUAUUUCUGAAUGUUUUUGUUUUUAGAAUGUUGGUUAAGAUUUAUGCACACCACCUUCUUCACUCGGUAUUUGGACAUAAUUCAGACCCUUUAAAAAGAAUCUUAUUUUCAGUGAACAUAACCUAAAUUUAUUUAUAGACUUAUAUUUUGUAGUAUUUUUUAAAUCAAAUUUUAUCUAGUUUGUUUAGAUUUUUUUUUCAAGACCUAAGGGAAACAUAGCUAACAGUUUUGACCCUCUAGGGCUUAUUAAUAAGACUAAGAUAAA
This is a messenger RNA of Clarias gariepinus (North African catfish), 2842 nucleotides long. RefSeq lists its product as uncharacterized. Lineage: Eukaryota; Metazoa; Chordata; Actinopteri; Siluriformes; Clariidae. The record is from RefSeq and is a predicted model, not a curated record. The transcript has 5 exons. Bases 165 to 1100 code for a protein of 311 amino acids.